Molecule: messenger RNA, 756 nt
Organism: Fraxinus pennsylvanica
Lineage: Eukaryota; Viridiplantae; Streptophyta; Magnoliopsida; Lamiales; Oleaceae
Source: the annotation of a GenBank genome assembly
AUGGAAUCUCAUCGAAGACUUCUCUCUCUAAGAAAUCAUCUAUUGAUUCUGUUAAUAACCUCUAGUUUAUUUGUGAAUCCUUCUUCGGGACGUUCCAUUGAUGGCGGCCGAUCUGAGAAAGACAAAGUAACCUUUGAGAUAUACUAUGAGAGCUUGUGUCCCUACUGCUCCAAUUUGAUCGUCAACUAUCUCUACAAGCUGUUUGAUACUGGAGUCAUAGCUAUAACCCAGCUUAAGCUCAUCCCUUAUGGCAACGCCAAAAUUCGAGCUAAUGGAACCAUCACUUGUCAGCAUGGCCAAUAUGAAUGUUUACUCAACACUGUAGAGGCAUGUGCAAUUGAUCUCUGGCCUGAUGUGAAUGAGCACUUUCCAAUUAUCUACUGCAUUGAAAAUCUGGUCUACCAAGGGAACUAUACUCAAUGGGAAACGUGUUUUGAGAAAUUGGGCUUGGAUCUUAAUCCGAUAGCUAAUUGUUAUAAAAGUGGACGUGGAAAAGAGAUUGAACUAGGAUAUGCAGCAGAAACAAACAAUCUUAAACCACCUCAUCGAUACGUGCCAUGGGUAGUUGUGGAUGGUCAGCCACUUUAUGAUGACUAUCGGAACUUCAUAAGCUACAUCUGCAAGGCAUACCAUGGAACUUCUGUGCCCUCUGCUUGUAGUGAAUCGUCGGUUGGAGGCAUUCUGGCAUCUCUGCUAUACAGAACAAACAACCUAGUGAAAGUUAUCUCGCAGAAUAUUGGAUAUAACAUCAUUUGA